AUGCCAUCAGACCCAUCGCUCUCAGGGCGGUGUCCGCCAUCGCCAGAGCCCUCCCUGGUUUCCCCAUCCUGGCCACGGGAGGGCAUCGACUCUGCAGAGAGCGGACUGCAGUUCCUCCACGCCGGAGCCUCAGUGUUACAGGUGUGCAGUGCAGUCCAGAACCAGGACUUCACAGUCAUUGAGGAUUACUGUGUGGGUCUGAAGGCCUUGUUGUACCUGAAAAGCCUGGAGCUGAGGGACUGGGACGGCCAGUCUCCUCCCACAGAGAGACAUCAGAAGGGAAAACCAGUUCCCAGACUGGAAGAGCUGGUGGGACAGAGCCUCCCUAGCUUUGGUCCCUACCUCCAGCAGAGGACAGACGUCAUCGCGGACUACAAGAAGAAGAUCAGAAACACAGGACCUGAAGUGAUAGAAACCGACAUCAGACAGGUCAACUUGUCCAAAAAACCUGUCCCUGCUGUCAAGGAUGUGAUAGCCAGGGCGCUGCGUCACAUUGGAACAUAUCAGGAUCUUAGUAACAUGGAGCAGGUCCAGGCUGUGAUAGAUGAGGAGAUGUGCAUCAACUGUGGGAAGUGCUACAUGACCUGCAACGACUCUGGUUACCAGGCUAUAACGUUCGACCCAGAGACCCACCUCCCCAAAGUGACUGACAGCUGCACGGGCUGCACUCUGUGCCUCAGCGUCUGUCCCAUCAUCGACUGCAUCAAGAUGGUCACCAUGGCAAAACCAUAUAAACCCAAGAGGGGAGUGCCUGUCAGUCCUGUCUGCUGAAGGGACGGACUUCCCACCUAUUUAAUAAUAGAAACAGAUAUUCUAAUGUUUGUUUUAAGUCAUCUGCAACAUGAGGUUUGAGACAUUUGUUGCCUUCUAAAAUUGAUGGAAUUAAUUUGGAUGAUGUAAAGCAGGGCUAUCCAAUUGGCGGCCCGAGGCCAAAUCCGACCCCGGGGUGAUAUUUACUGGCCCUUUGAGAUUAAUGUUAAAAAGUAAUCUACUUUUUUUUUGAAAGAUUUUUUUUUGGGCCUGAGUGCCUUUAUUCCAGAGAAGGUGUUAAAUUGAGAGAUAGAGGGGAAGACAUUGCCUGAAAACUUCGGCACGCUCGGAUUUCGAACCCACCUACUAGCUACUGUAGUGACAACUCCUGUCAUUUAUUGCAUCUCUGCGUGAAUGAUUAGAUAAUUUCACCGAAAUUAAAUCAAAUUAAAUUAUGUUGAUGGUUAAAUUAGCUUCACAUGUAGGCCUACUGAGUUCUGAACUUGCCAUUUAGAUCUAUAAAGGCUUUGGGGCUAUGUUGUUUGAUUUAAUUAAAGACAAUAUAUGCACUCCACUAUGCUGUUGUAGUAUUUACUGUAUCUGAAACUCUUAAUAUGAUUGCUCAUAUUCCAAGCCAUCUUUUUCCCGGCCCCUUGCUUUGGAUCAUUUUCAUCAACCGGCCCCCAUUCCAAACUAAUUGAAUAGCCCUGAUGUAAAGAGUUGAAAAGUGGUAUAAAGAUUACAUCUCAUUUGGUUUUUCUGCUUGAUAAAAAAGAAUGGUAGGGUUUUUUUGAGAAAUGUAGUCUUGAUUAUAGGAAAUACUACCAGCAAUCAUUUUGUAACGUCAAUGUUUACAAUAAUGAUAUCAAUAUUCAUUUUUCAACAAUUCAACUGUUAUUCUGACGCAAGUUACGAAAUUGUGAAUUAUUUAUUGUAACCCUUCUGUAAACACUUUAUGUGAAACGCAAUAACAGACUUAAAUUACUUUUUUUAAUGUGCAUUAACUGUAUGCUAAAUGUAUGUGUCUUUGAUUGGGUCUAUGAAUAAAAUAAAAGUUGUCUUAUGCAGCAGCA
Gymnodraco acuticeps is the source of this 1823-nucleotide messenger RNA. RefSeq names its product dihydropyrimidine dehydrogenase [NADP(+)]-like. Gene Ontology annotation, cellular component: cytosol. Lineage: Eukaryota; Metazoa; Chordata; Actinopteri; Perciformes; Bathydraconidae. Gene Ontology annotation, molecular function: uracil binding; iron-sulfur cluster binding; dihydropyrimidine dehydrogenase (NADP+) activity. The record is from RefSeq and is a predicted model, not a curated record. Gene Ontology annotation, biological process: thymine catabolic process; uracil catabolic process. Bases 1 to 771 code for a protein of 256 amino acids. The transcript is spliced from 7 exons.